UAUAACCCAGCAGACAGCGCUAAGGUUGAGCUGGAAGCGCUACUGUUAGCAAGUUUGGCGUUGAGUACAGCAGCAGCCGCCUGGCGGGAAGGACACAACAACAUCCGCGUCUCUCUCUCUCUCUCUCUCCUCCAGGUCGUGACCGUCAGGUGUUAUAAUUGCUGAAAAUGAGUGGUGAAGAGUCUAACAGCAAGGCCAUUGAUGUUACUCCCAAUAAGGAUGGCGGUGUCUUGAAGGAGAUCUUGAAACCAGGGGAGGGUGAGGAAGGUCCAUGGCAAGGUGACCGUGUAUUUGUACAUUAUGUAGGAACACUUGCCGAAGAUGGAUCAAAGUUUGACUCGAGUCGCGACAGAGGGGAGCGCUUUGCCUUUACCCUUGGGAAAGGUGAGGUUAUUAAGGCUUGGGACUUAGGUGUGGCUAGUAUGAAGAAGGGAGAGAUUGCCAAACUAAUAUGCAAGAGUGAAUAUGCUUACGGGGAGCAGGGCAGUCCACCGAAGAUACCACCCAAUGCAACUUUAGUGUUUGAGGUUGAGUUGUUUGAGUGGCAGGGUGAGGAUAUCAGUCUAAAGAAAGAUGGGGGUAUAAUGAGAAGGAACAUUGUGCCCGGAGAAGGCUACCAAACCCCCAAUGAAAGCGCAGUUGUGGAUGUUCACAUUACUGGACGAGUGAAUGGUACAGUGUUUGAUGACAGAGACGUGAAAUUCCCACUAGGUGAGGGAAUAGAGCACAACAUUCCAGAAGGCUUAGAGAGUGCACUUGAGAAAUUCAAGAAGGGAGAAAAAUCAACAAUCAGUCUUUCGUCAAAUUAUGCAUUUGGAUCUGCAGGAAAUGCAGCCAUUGGUGUUCCACCUGGUGCUUCUUUAGUAUAUGAGGUCGAGAUGAGGAGUUUUGAGAAGGCUAAGGAGUCCUGGGAGAUGGACCAGGAAGAGAAAAUUGAACAUGCCAAGGCGUGCAAAGAUCGAGGAACAAAUUUCUUAAAGCAAGAUAAAUAUCAACUUGCAGCAAAACAGUACAAGAAGAUUAUUGGUCUUUUGGAGUAUGAUUCCGGUUUGGAUGAUGAGAAAAAAGCUGAAAGUCAAGCAAUCUUGCUAGCAGGGCAUUUAAAUCUUGCAAUGGCAUAUCUUAAAAUGAGUGAAAACUCUCUUGCAAAAGAGCAUGCUAGCAAGGCCCUUGAAAUGGAUAAGAAAAAUGUUAAAGCUUACUUCAGAAGAGGGCAGGCAUACCUAAAUUUGGGUGAACCUAAUUUAGCCAAAAAUGACUUCGAAGCUUGCCUUGAGGUAGAACCAAACAAUAAGGCAGCCAAGCAGCAGUUGCAGCUGUGUGUUGCCAGGAUGAAGGCAGAUAGGUUGAAGGAGAAGCAGAUAUACACUGGAAUGUUCGAAAAGUUUGCCAGACAAGACAAAGCGAAAGAAGCAGCCAAAGCCAGCAACAAAGAUGUCAUGGCAGGGGAUGUUGGUGAUUGGAACACUGCUGAUGAGAAGAAUGACUCUGAGAAAAGUGAAAAAAUUUGUUGAUUCUAAUACGCCCAAAAGGUUUAAUGUGCAAUUUUUUUUUGUUUAUGUAAAUUUCAUGUGUUUAUAUGACCAAGCAUGAUUGUGUAAGUGUUCAUUCUGUAGCAUAGAAUUUAUGGAUGAUUUUUAGCCAUGCUUUAAUUAUUUUGGAAAUUUAAUGAAUUGUGGGAAAGCUAAUUUUGAUCCCUUGAAAUGUACAGAUCUCUUCUUUGAAUUUUUAGAAAAUGCCACAUACGAAUGGUUUGUUUUUCCUCAAGGUGAACGUGAAGAGCUUAUCUAGGAUGAUAUAGAAUUUGUCCCUUUCAAGUGCUAUAUAGUCAUUGUGGUUUAGAAGUUUCUCCUAAUUACUUUACCUUCUUUCUUCCCAGGAGGAAAAAUACCCAAUAUGUUUGUUAGCUAAGAUCCACAUUAUCAAGCAUAUUUUGUUUGGCUUCAAACGUUGUUCUAAAUCCUGUUAAUAGUUGAUAUACGCUUCAUUCAUCUUGGCAGUCUUCUACUACAGUAUGUUCAUGUUGCUAUACACUGGUAAAGCAGAGUUUUUGUCAUUUUUAAGAUUGCUUUGAAGGUUUAUAUGCUAGGAAUGCCUAAAGAUGUGCAAAAAACUUCAUAGCAUUUUCAACUGCUAAAGUAGUUGGUUGUCAAUACAAUAAUUGUCAUGCAUUUUCUGAUAUGUCUGUCUCUUGAUAUGUUUCUAUGAAUUAGAAACUGAUUCUGAUGUGUUUUAUGAAUUAUCUAUGAAUAUGAUAACUUAUGAAAAUUAAUGUAUACCUGUAUAUUUGAGAAAAUUAAUGGGUAGAGAAUGUUCUUGAUAUUUAAAAGUAAAUGUUCCCUUAGGUUGCUCAUCUAAGGGUUAGGUUCUAGGCUGAAGUAAUUAAUAUUUACUGUGUAUAUAUAAACCUUUAACCUUUAAAACAAAAGUACUGUACUGCAAUUUGAUUUAAUUUUCUUUCAAUAGAAAUUGAUAUUGAAUAUAUUUUGAAUUUUUGGAAAGGAUUUAAAAGCAUUGUAGUGAAGUUAAUUUUCUACUCUUUUUUUUUUAUCAUUUAUAUAUUACUAAAAAAGACAUUUUUUGUUAUUACAUGUAUUAAGCAUUGUUUUGAUGGCUGCUUCAUUGUGUGGAGUUUACACUUUGAUCAUUUUAGUACAAUUUUAUGUUAUCUAUGUUAAGGAAUUUGUGCUGUGAUUUAGGUUCUCAUUAUUGACACAAUACUGUGUAACUGUAACCCAUUGGUAGGUACAUUUUAAUAACAUGUCAUGUAAUACAUUUUCUUUAAACCAGUUUUAAAAUUGUCAUUGCAUGUUGUGUAAUUUGGUCCAAAUAAAAAUUUGAUUCAACAUA
Messenger RNA from Procambarus clarkii (red swamp crayfish), 2850 nucleotides. RefSeq names its product peptidyl-prolyl cis-trans isomerase FKBP4. The record is from RefSeq and is a predicted model, not a curated record. Gene Ontology annotation, molecular function: peptidyl-prolyl cis-trans isomerase activity; protein binding. NCBI's taxonomy places the organism in Eukaryota, Metazoa, Arthropoda, Malacostraca, Decapoda, Cambaridae.